AUGUUUACAGAUCACAAUCUGUUAACAUAUUCUAAGAUAUUGAUACCAAUACAUACACCACACCAUUGGAGUUUAGUGGUUAUAUAUGUUGAUAGUAAGACCAUAAAAUACUAUGAUUCUGUGGUUCACAAGAAAAUCGGUUAUCAAUGUAUGAGAAAGAUAAGAGAUUUCUUGCUUAUGUUGGAGAGUAUUCAGCCUUCAAACUGGAUACAAAUAUAUGAAAAUGAAACUACGUUGCAAUUAAAUGGAUACGAUUGUGGUGUUUGUACUUGUAUGAAUGCCUGGUUGAUAUUAGAAAGGCAUAGUUUAAAAGUUAGACGACAAGAAAUUGUAAAGUUUCGUAAACUAAUGAUCAGCCAAAUAAAUACAUUUAGGUUGUGA
This is a messenger RNA of Lottia gigantea (owl limpet), 381 nucleotides long. RefSeq lists its product as hypothetical. Gene Ontology annotation, biological process: protein desumoylation. Gene Ontology annotation, cellular component: nucleus. Lineage: Eukaryota; Metazoa; Mollusca; Gastropoda; Lottiidae. The transcript has a single exon. The record is from RefSeq and is a predicted model, not a curated record. Gene Ontology annotation, molecular function: deSUMOylase activity. Bases 1 to 381 code for a protein of 126 amino acids.